Porites evermanni is the source of this 639-nucleotide messenger RNA. The record is from the annotation of a GenBank genome assembly. NCBI's taxonomy places the organism in Eukaryota, Metazoa, Cnidaria, Anthozoa, Scleractinia, Poritidae.
AUGGCUUCUGCUCCAACAUUAGCUCCAUCCUCGAAGGAGACGACUAAUUAUGCAAGAUUAUGUCGCCUUUUAGUAGAUGGAGGCGCCAAGGCCUUGAGAUACACAUUUGACAAAAUCCACUCCGCAGCAAACCUGUUUAAUGUUUUGAAAGCUGGUUCUGCGGAACAUUCAACGCUGCAGUCCCUUAAAAGGAAGAGAAUCAUCAAUGCUACACAAUGGGGUAAGCUGUAUCCUUCUCCUCCUUCAUCUGUAACAUCAGACGACUUUGACAUCACGUUACUGAUGGUGCUGCUGAGGAAUAUCUGUGGUCUGGCUGCUCCUGCCACAGGCUGGGAUAGUCUGCCACCUGCUUCAGACACCAGUGUUGAGGCUAACAUAGCCAGAGUAAAGUGCUAUAGGAACUCGGUCUAUGGGCAUGCCAGCCAGGCAUCUGUGGACAAUCCAACAUUUAAUUCCUUGUGGCAGGAUGUAAGUGCCACACUGGUUUUACUGGGUGUAGAUGCAGCGGCUAUCACAAAACUGAAAACUGAGACUAUGGAUCCAGAUACAGAGAAGCAUUACCGAGAGCUGUUAAAAGGAUGGAAGAAAGACGAAGAUAACAUUAAGGACCAACUUGAUAGGAUGGAAGGUAUUAACUAA